This is a messenger RNA of Caenorhabditis sp. 36 PRJEB53466, 689 nucleotides long. The record is from the annotation of a GenBank genome assembly. NCBI's taxonomy places the organism in Eukaryota, Metazoa, Nematoda, Chromadorea, Rhabditida, Rhabditidae.
AUGGCCGGCGCUGGACUUUUGUGGCCCACUUGCAAUGAUCGGAUCGGGACCAAACUCUGCAGGGCUGUUGCACUUGGAUUGAGGGCCAUUGGGUCCGAGUUUCAGCCCGAUCGGAUCGUCGGCUCCCGAGGUAUGUGGGUCGUCUUCCGAUCUUCAAGCUCCCAGACUAGAAUCAGUUUGAACAGCGAGGCCCAUAAAUCUAGCGCUUGCUCUGUGAUCUGCAGAGGAAAACCGAAAAGUUUGGCGUCCCGCUCGCAUAGCGAAUGACAAUCCCAGAUGUUAUUAUCACAAAAAAUGCAAUUCCAAGACUUUGACAACGCAAUGAAACACGAGAUGGCGACAACGCCGACAAAUGAGCUCAACUGCAUCGGCGCGUGUCGAUUCGAGGAAGCAUGUGCGUUCCUCAUUUGGGAUCCCGUCACAAAGUUCUGUCACAUGAUGAAGAAGAGUCGGUUUACGCAAGUGUUUCCGAAGGGCGACAUGCAUCUUCAUAUGCGGGUGAGCAUAGAGUUUGAGUAGUGAAUGCCCCACGACGGGAUCUUCAGAUUACGAACCAGAAGUGCUACUUUGAGAUGGAUGAGCUGCAGAAACAGUUGAACGCGGGAAACGAUGUGAGCAACGAAUACGGAUUCUCCCGGUCGACUCAUGUCGUUCCCGUCGGCGGCGGCUAUGAGAUUAAGUUCUGGUAG